AUGAUGGCCGCGGUUUCGUGGCUUUUCGAGAAGAGGCAUCUAAAACGGCCAAGAUUAGGACCUCCAGACGUUUAUCCCCAAGACCCGAAGCAAAAAGAGGACGAAUUGACUGCUAUUAAUGUCAAACAAGGCUUCAUCACCAAUCCUCAGAUCAGCGACGAGUAUGGAUCUGCCAGAAAUGCAAACAUUACUCCCGCAAAGUUUGGGGCCUUCUUUAGUGCCAUUUUGGCAAAGAAGCAGGAACUUAACACGAUACAGGACUCUGGUCGGAAGAGGCAACAGAUCAACACGAAAGAACACUUCUGGCCUGUUACAGCCAGGUCAAAAAAUGCAAUCGAAGCAUGGUUCAAAGACCUUGCAGGAUCAAAGCCGCUCACAAGCCUGGCAAAGAAGGUUCCCAUCUUCAACAAGAAGGAGGAGAUCUUCCUGACACUCUUUGAGUUCUCGGUGCCCAUGCUGAGAGCGGCCUGGUUCAUCAAGAUGACGUCGGUCUACCAGGUGGCCAUAUCGGAGGCCAAGAUGAAGAAGCGGCAGCUCCCAGACCCAUGCCAAGAGUGGACCACACCCCUGUGCAAGUUUCUGAGGGAGUUGCUUCACAAGCUCGUGGAGCACAGCCAUCCCACCGGACCUCCCCCGGGUUCCGGUGGCAGCCUGGGCUCCCAGGGGGGUGGGACCAGCCCCGCUCCCUCCGCCCCCUCCAUCCCCCCGGACACGACCAUCGCCAAGCAGUGGCAGUACUGCACCCAGCUGGCCUCCUACCUGUACGAGGAAGGGCUGUUGGACCACCAGGAUUUCCUCAGUUGGAUCUUGGAGCUUGUGGAGAAGACAAAGACCCCUGAUGACCCCAUACUGAAACUAGUCAUGCCUCUCACUCUGCAGUAUGUGGAUGAAUUUGCCCGCUCCGAGCUGCUGUCGAGGAGGCUGGCUCACCACUGCUGCAAGAAGCUCAGCCAACUCAUCACUGACUACAACAUGGCCUCCCCAAGAAGCCAGAGUCCCGUCGUCACUAAUGGCAACUCCACCACUCCCGCCACCACUAAUGGCACCAGCAGCGUGGUGUCUUCAGCUGCUCCCCAGCCUUCGAGCGUUGGUCCCCUGGCCGCAAGCUUUGCAGAGUGCCUCAGCUGUUCCCAUCAUCGCAGCAUCGUGCUUCAGCUCUCAGCUGUGCUUCAGGUGAUAACUCUAGAGUGCCCCAGUGCCCUGGUGUGGAACAACAUUGGGGAGGGGAAGGCCAAUCCCAUACUUAACGGUAGCCCCUUGGAUAUCCUGCCCUGCCCGCCCUCCUGUCUACCCAUGGCUCCCAGGCCUUACAACGCGCAGGUGCGGCUAGAGCUGCGUCGUGCUGAGCAGCAAGUCAUCCAGAGAGGGCGUGCCGCUGAGCUGCAGUGGUCCUGUGACAAGUGGCAACAGAUGGCGGCUGGAACGACGAUCACCCGUGUCCUGGGAGCCUUGGACGCGCUAGAUAGGCACAGCUUCGACCGCGUCGAAGCAAACAACUCGUUGGACACGCUGUACGCCAAGAUCUUCUCCCGUGCUGACCAGUCGCAGGCCCCGAUGGCAGCCGGAGGCGGGGCAGGGCUGGAGGGUGGGGCCCCGCAGCUGGUGGCUCCGCCCCCUCAGGACGAGCCAAUUGUGCGGCUCCUCUGCGAGUGGGCGGUGACCACCAAACGCAGCGGGGAGCACAGGGCCCUUGUUGUUGCCCGUCUGCUUGAGAAGAGGCAGAACGAACUCAGCGUGGAGAAGUACAACGACGCCGACCUGGUGGACGAGAAGGACUCACAGGACUCCGGCGCUCCUCCCAUGGGACUGCCCGUGUUCCAGAACCUCCUGGUCAAUUUCCUGGACACGGAAGCCCCCGUUCUCGAUGACAAGCCAACGUUCGAGAACCGCGCCGUGUUUGCCAACCUGGUGCUGCUGUUUGCCGAGCUGAUCCACUGCGACGUGUUCUCGCACGACGCCUACAUGUGCACUCUCAUCUCGCGGGGCUACUUCGCCAGCCACCCCCCGGGGGGCGCCACCCUGCCCAGCACGGCCAACCCCCCCGCCACUGGGGGCACCCCGGAGCCCUCGCUCACCGGCUUCCUGGACCCCUCGCUCGGGCCUUCCCCGGGGCCCGUUGGGGUGGCCGGGGGAAUGUCCAUGGCCCUGGGGCUGGGCGGCCUGGGCAUGGGGGGCCUGGGGGACCCCGGCAGGCAGCCGGACUCGCUGCCCAUGUUCGAGCCGAGCUCCGUGAAACACGACGUGGGAUGGAAUGUGCAGAUGGACAUGGAUGAUGCAGGCCUUGAUGCAGAUCUGGACAAGAUCCUCCAGAACAUCAAGGAAGGGCAGCAGAACAUGAGCGAUCAGCCUGACUCUGUGGGCUCGGACAAGGAGGAAGGGGGCUCUCUCCAGGGCCCCAACACUCCCCUGGUGGACCACCCGGGGGUUGGGGGGGGCGGGAGCGGCCAUGGGGGAGGCCUGUCCGGGGGAGACCGAACCGCGUCCGGCGGGGCCCAGGCGGCCACGCGCAGCAAGAACUGGGCCCUCAGACAUCUGCAGUACACCACGCACUUCCCACUGCUUCAGGAGGAAGGAGGUCUGUGGUCCCACGAUUGCAACCAGCGCCACAUCCUGCUGUAUGGAGUGGGCAAGUUGAGGGACGAGGCCAGGCACGCCCUUAAGAAGGUCACCAAGGAGCUGCUGAAGCUCUUUGCCAAGAAGGCCUCUAUGGACAUUGCUGACGGCGGCAAGGUGAAGAGGCAUGCCCGCGACGCUUUUAACUUUGAGGCGGUCACAGCUCGCUUCCAAGCGCUGUCCUUCUUCGACCAGCACGUGGUUGCUCAAACGUGCGCAGCCUCCGUGCUCGAGAUGUUGGGCGGCUUUGCUGCGGGGUCCUCCAACCACCUGCCGCUCGUGGACUACAUUGCCUUCCUCUUCGACCUCAUGGAGCUCUCCCUCAACAUCCACGGACUCAUCGAGUUUGGCCUCCAGCUGCUCAAGGAACUUGUGGAAGUGGAGAACCAGCUCGCCCAGAAAGGAUCUGCUCUGUCUGGCACUUAUGCCACUUCCCUGGGCCUGUACAUUGUGGGCCUCUUCUAUAGGUACCACUGUUGCCUUCUGGUGUCCCAGGACUACACCCUGCAGGCUUGCGAGAGUUUAUGCAAGAUUGUGAAGAAUGUCGCCAACCCAGCCGAAUGCACCUCAGCGGAACGCUGCAUCUUAUGCUACCUCCACGAUCUCUAUUCUUCCUGCUACUACUUCAAGUCCAAGCAUUCCGAGAUAUUUGGCUCCUUCUACUCGAAGGUGAAGCAGACGCUGUACGCUCCUCAGACUCCGUCUGCCUUGAAUCUCCUUUGGAACACGACAUACAUGAUCGAGUGCAUCAACAACCCCAGAGUUCGGGUGGAUGUUCAACAGGUGAAACAGCUCAGCGAAAAUGCGUCAUUUAGGUACAGUUUCGUCUGCAACGCAGUGCACAGCAUUUCAGUCGCACGGGACGCUGACAGGCUCAACGAAAUCUCCACACUAUGUGCUGAGUUGACCGCCAGUUGCGGCUCGCUCAGCGCCGAGUGGCUCGGAGUCCUGAAGGCCCUGUGCUGCUCCUCGAAUCAUGCGUGUGGCUUCAUCGACGUUCUGACCCAAGUUGACGUUGGGGAUCUGUCGAUCCACGACAACCUCGCCGUCUUCACCUGCAUCCUGGUAGCCAGGCGCUGCUUCUCUCUCCAGGACUUUGUCGUGCACGUCGCCAUUCCAUCGCUGCUCUCUGCCAGUCCUGUGAGUGGAGCUGCAGACCAGGACGCGGAGUCGGGGGCUCGGCUCACCUGCCACCUGCUGCUCCGGCUGUUCCGCACAGUCGAUCCGUCUCCUCCGCCGUCACUGCCGCGGCCCCUGUUCCUGAUCCGGUCCCCCUGUGACCGGCACCUCUUGUCAGCUGCUCACAGCAGCAUGCGGGUGGAGCCUGUCCUGGCUGUCCUCAAGGCCAUCCUUGUCCUCGGAGAUGCCAGCACUCCGGGCAUGGAAGCCAAGUCCAAGAUGGACUCCUCUCAGGGAAAAGGGGAACCAAGCAUCAACGAACUUCUGGGUUCCAUAGAUGACACUGACUUUGACCUCGGAGUUCCGCCCAGCCUCGGGAGGCAUCCGAGCAGCGUCGGAGGCUCUCGGGGAACGGCCACGGAGAGCGCGGGCCUCAACGACUUUGCCAAGUACGCCCUGGGUCAGAUCUGCAGCCAGCAGUGGAUCCACGAGCGCUGCCUCAGGGACCCCGACGUGCUCUGCUCUUCGGACCUCCUCCUCGACCCCAUGCUGUCCCACAAGCAGGCCGAGACGCUGCUGCAGAUGAUAUGCCACCCUAAGGGCAACGGGCGUCCCUCCCUGAGCGUGUGUGGGGACGGCUUCUCAGGCAGCUCGGAAGAGUCGUGCAACCAGAAGCAGGUGGUGACCCAGAUCCUGCUGGGCUUGGACCAGUGGAGCCUGCGGGUGUCCUGGCUGGAGCUGCAGCUCAUGUACAAGCAGUGCGCCUCCCCGCCCGAGGUCAGCGCCUGGCUGGAGAACGUAGCCAAGGCCACCAUUGAUGCCUUCCAACUCACCAGCGAGGACUCUCGCUCGCCCGGGGGGGCGGGGGACCCUUCUGCGGCGCUCUUCGGCAGGUCCGGUGGCAACGGCUCUGGGAGGCAGGAGACUGACCGCAUCUGGUUUGUGGCGCCGCUGAUUGCCAAGCUCCCGGCUGCAGUCCAGGGCAAAGUCCUUCGUGCCGCGGGGCAGGUGCUUGAGAGCGGCAGCUGGGCGUCCAUCACGUCCUCCUCCUCGUCCAAGAGCAAGGACAAGGACAAGCACGUGCACAAGAGUGCUUCGUUGCUGAGCCACCAGCCAUUCCUGUCAUUGGUGCUCAUGUGCCUCAAAGGCCAAGAUGAGCAGAGGGAAGGCCUGCUGAACUCUCUGUAUUCUCAGCUCAACCAGUGUCUGCACUUGGCUAAGGAUGAAAAGCCCGUGGCAGAAGACCUGAAGGGGCGUCAGCUGCUGCACGAGGCCCUGCUGCUGAGGCUAAGCCUCGUCGGCGGAAUGUUCGACAUGAUUCAGCGGAGCAACACCCUGACCACCGACUGGGCGCUGGUGCUGGUGCAGCUCAUCAGCUACGGGGUCGUUGACCUACACUCCAACUUUGAGCUGUUCUCCACUGUCCUGGACAUGCUGGCAGUGCUCAUCCACACCACUCAGAACUUGGACAGUCUGUCCGGAGAGGAGACCCGCAAGCAGUACCUUAACCUCGUGAAGAAGCUCAAGAAAGAAGUGUCAGACCUGGACACGGACGCCAUCAAGAUGGUGCACCAGCUUCUGCCUUUGGUGAAGCAGCAGUGUGAAGUGAUCACCUGCGAACCCAUGGGCAGCCUGAUUGACACCAAGGGCAACAAGAUUGCAGGCUUUGAUUCCAUUGACAAGAAACAGGGCCUGCAAGUGUCGGAGAAGCAGUGCGUGAGCCCUUGGGACCUGCUGGAGGGCCACCGCAACCCCGCGCCCCUCUCCUGGGUCUGGUUCGGGGCGGUGCGCAUGGAGCGCAAGCCCCGGCCCGAGGAGUCCCACCGGGCCCUGCUGUGGCACACUCACGGCUCCCUGGCCAAGCCCCUGGGCUACUUCGCGGAGCCGCCCCCGCUGCCGCCCGAGGAGCUGCUGCUGGAACCCCCCCCGGCCCCCCACCUGCCCCCCCACCUGCCCCCGCACCACCCGCACCUGCCGCCGCCUCCCGACAAGCACCACCUGCAGAUGCAGCUGUUGGAGGACUCCAAGCGCGUGGUGCUGCACGAGAUCCACAGUGCCCCAUCGCCUCGUGGGGGUGCCAAGAAACCCAAGACGCAGAGGCGCCCUCGCAAGGCCAAGGCACUUGGAGGGCAGACCCCUCCGGUCCGGGGUUCCCUGGCGUAUCCCCCGGAGCAAACCAUGUACCCCCAGGGUCCCCCCCAGCAGUGGUAUGGGCAACAGCCGCCCAUGCAGCAGCCCUACUACUCCCCGCAGCAGCCCCUGCCCCCAGGGCCCCGGUUCGAACGCCAGCCGCUGUCCCAGUCCAAGGCGGCACUGUCCUCGAUGCUGCGUGCCCGCCACCCGUCUGCCCAGUUCCUGGGGCCCCAGGGUGGAGUGGGGCCCUCCCCUCAGGGUCCCCCCCAGGGCCCCCCCCAAACACAGGGGCAGGGGGGGCCCCCUCCCAUGGGUGCCCCCCAGGGGGCCCCCCCCACCGGGGCUCCCCCCUAUGCCUCCAGCAUGGACAUGCUACAGAAGCAGAGGCACCAAAUGAUGAUGCGCCAGCAACAGAUGCGGCCGCAGGGCAUGCCACCCCAGCAAGUGAGUCAGCAAGGGAUGUUUCACCCUGGCAUGCAGCAAGCCACUCAAUCUCAGGGACCAACCAUGCAUCACCUCCCUCCACCAGGGGGCAUGGGCCAGGGCUACGGCGGGGGCUACGGUGGGGGUCCCCCCUCGAUGCAGGGGUCUGGCGGGCCCCCCCCUCCCCCCCAGGCCCUGAUGGAGAGGCGCACGGGCGGCCCCGGCGGCAUGAUGGGGCCCGGCCAGGGGUUUGCACCCCAGGGUUACAACCCGGGGGCAGGUGCGGGCAUGGGGCCCCAGCAGGCAGGCAACAUGGGCAUGAUGGGCCCCGGUGCGGGCAUGCAGAACCCCGGCCCCCAGUACAUGGGUCCCAACAGAGCUCAGUAUGGCAUGGCUCCCGGAGGAAGUGGUGGCCCCCUCGGUGCCAACCAGUCUGGACCUCCCGUAUCAGGCAUGGUGGGCGCAGGAGGAGGCCACCUGGGCGUUGCUCCCGGCAACGCCGGCCCCCCCCAAAUCGCACAGGCCCAGGGGGGCGGGCCGGGGCCGCCGCAGGGGGGAGGGUACGGGCCGGGCCCAGCGCCCGCGGGGGCGCCGAACAUGAUGGCUUCGCACAGCAUGCAACAGCAGCAGCAGCAACAACAACAACAGCAGCAACAGCAACAGCAGCAGCAGCAGCAACAACAGCAGCAGCAGCAUCUGAGACAUCAACAGCAGUUCAUGGCGAUGCAGAAGCAGCAGCAACAGCAGCAGCAACAGCAGCAGCAGACGGCGGCGCUGGUUGCCCAGCUUCAGCGGCAACUGUCGGGGAGCGGCCAGGUGCCACCGUCGCAGCCCCAGCAGCAGCAGCAGCCCCACGGGGGUUACCAGCAUCAGGGGCCCUACUGAAUGUGCCGUGGUCUCCGGUCUGGUCCUUGGGCUGUGCUUUGAUGUGCAUAGUCGUUGCUUGGAAGACAGGUUCGCCGUGGCAUGGUUUUCAGUGUGUCUUUGACAUGGUCGAAGCUUUGGUAGGGACAGGCGUGAUCCAUGGAGGGGGCCUUUGAGCCUGCUGCAGCUAUGAGGAUGACUAGCUCUGUGUGAGUUAUUCUCUCGAGAAAUCUGGCUUUUGUUCAGCGACGAGAAGAGCUUUCGCUUAGUUGUAGCGUCGUCAAAAACAAGUACAGUUGCAAGAAGCAAAGUACACAGGCGAGCUGGUUAGGAAACAUAAUCUAAAACCGGAGGCUAGCAGGAAUAAAAUAAUGGACUAUGCGACACAGGCGAUUCUAUAUCAUGUUGUCAGUUACUUUAAUCCUUCUCGUCUCUGGGUUUAGAUUAUGACGAGUGCAAAUUUUUCAGGGGUACCACUAAGCUCUCUAUGGCCACUAGUGCAAUGUCUGUGCAUUGGCUUGGCAAACUAUGCUUCACUUUGUGUGACUGCACAUUGGAGGGUCACUUGGCUCCUUUGGGAGGGUCACUUGGCUUCUUUGGGAUGGUCACGUCUGUGUUUGCCAUAGUUUCAGAUGCAGGGGCACUAUGUGCUGGUAGUCUUGCUGCAGUCAUUAAUGCAUUUAGUCACCUUGCUGUGCUCUGGUGCGGGUGGUUAUUUUUUUAGGGAUGUUUGGCUUUGGUGUGGUUGCCAGAGCACAGCCAAAAUGUGAUCUUCGAUGGGAACAGGCCUUUGGAUGAUUGUGGCCACUAGUAUGAUUGGUUGCUAACUUGUGUUGCACAUGCACUAGAAAUGGGUAUUCCUUGGACGGGCUAGGCUUUCGAUACAAACAUGGCACUGUCGAAUGAAUGGACUGAGAUUCAGUGAAGACGGGUAUGAUUCUUUGAAGAGGUAAGAGAAACAUAUUUUGUUUUUGAAACAACUGCAGUAUAGUCUGACCAGCAGUCUGAGAUUAAGUAAGGACGAGAAGUGUUCUUUUGAUGGGCCUAACUUCAGUACGAUCAUGAACAUGUUAGCUUGAACGACUUACUGGUGACUUCGAUUACAAUUGUGUGCAUGUCCUAUGGGUACUCGAGGUCAAGCUGGAUGGUCGUGAAUAUUCGGAUACAUAUAACUGCUGUACGGUCGGGAGCUUGUGUUCUAGAUAUAUUUAGUUGCUAAUUAAUUUGAGAUGGGCGGCAUUUCUUAGACGAAUGUAGUUGACGUGCUUGCAAAACUGUCCUCUAAUGAACUCGGUUCGGGCAGCAGUUGGUGGGACUUGUUGAGUGAUGGUGACUGCGGAGCAUGUAUCUCUUCACUGCAACCACUAUUGUCUUUCCUCAUGAUUUUUUAAUUUGGCAUAGAUGGCUCUAAUGAUUGUAGCUUCAAAAGCAUCCUUUUAGUCACUUUUUUUUUUUUUUUUGCGUUUCAGUAGCGAUCUGUGUCAAGUAAUGUCUUUAGUAUCAAAGUAUAGAGCUGUCUGAUCGGGUUCUAUUUGCAGUAAAGUUGUGGACGGGUGAGGGGAUCGGCACUGGAAUUUACUUCGGCAUUAUGCCCAGGUUCUGUCUUUCGUCGUCUAACUUCUCUGGGUGGUGCCACGAAAUUUGCUAGCGCACAGAGAUGUGCUGCUUUGGGUUACGGGAAAACUUGAAAUGUCGGCUGUGUGUUUUGUUUGUGCAGGCUAGGCAAAAGGCAACUAAAUGAGCGGUGUUUGUCUGCUCAGGUUUUGUCUUGAACCAUGUUUCAUCGUUGUCGGAGGUUUGAAAUCUGAAGUGAGAUUCAUGCACAAUUUUAUGUGAAACUACCAGCAUCGCAGACAUAGGCUGUGAAAGUCUUUUCUGUGGUAUGCUUGGCAGCACGUACAAUUGAUGAAACAACUAAGCAUACUGAAUAUUACCAUUCUUGCUUACCCGAAAUCGGAAGUCAGCAGUGUCAAAGUCAAAUUUAAGUGAAGCAUAUAUACAGGCUGUUUUACGCAAGAGUGACGAAAAUUUCUAUAAUUAGUUUAUUCAGUGUAGAAAGAUACUUUUCUCGGGACCGCAUCACUCAUGGUGGCGGACGUCAGAAACUGUGCUAUACUUAUUAGUUAGUUUGCUAAUUAACUAAAAAUGACUAUGAUUAACUUUUCAAUUAGUGAAAAUAGUC
Molecule: messenger RNA, 9334 nt
Organism: Ixodes scapularis (black-legged tick)
Lineage: Eukaryota; Metazoa; Arthropoda; Arachnida; Ixodida; Ixodidae
Product: mediator of RNA polymerase II transcription subunit 12-like protein
Exons: 41
Coding region: 1-7173 (2390 amino acids)
Biological process (GO): regulation of transcription by RNA polymerase II
Cellular component (GO): mediator complex
Molecular function (GO): transcription coactivator activity
Source: RefSeq, a predicted model, not a curated record